AUGAAAUGGCAAAUUAUGUUCUCCAAGUACCUUCUGUUGUUUCUUCUCCUUAUUAGCAGAUUUGUAGCAUCACAACAAGAAGAUGUUGCUUUCGCGUACAAUGGGUUUCAAGGAGUUAACAUGAGUUUGGAUGGCUUAGCUCACAUUACAGACAAUGGUCUCCUAACAUUAGCAAACGCCACUUUACAACAGAUGAGUCAUGCCUUCUACCCCCAUCCGAUUCACUUCAGGAAUUCCUCCACCGGUACUGCUCUCUCCUUCUCUACUACUUUUGUGUUUGCCAUGAUCUCUGAGAUAACAACAACAGGUGGCCCUGGUAUCAUGUUCGUGAUUUCACCCUCCCCAGAGUUCCCAGGAGCUUUGCCCAGCAAUUAUUUUGGCCUCUUCAACAAGACCAACAUCGGCGCAUCAUCGAACCAUAUCAUCGGAGUCGAGUUGGAUAGCAUCCAAAACCAGGAGUUUAAUGAUAUCGAUAGUAACCACAUAGGUAUUGAUAUUAACACCUUGAAAUCUAUUGAAGCUGCUACGGCAUCUUAUUUUAGCGAUCAUCAGUAUGUGAACCUGAGCCUCAUCAGUGGAGACCCA
Telopea speciosissima is the source of this 585-nucleotide messenger RNA. Its product is annotated as L-type lectin-domain containing receptor kinase IV.2-like. The transcript has a single exon. The record is from RefSeq and is a predicted model, not a curated record. Gene Ontology annotation, molecular function: carbohydrate binding. NCBI's taxonomy places the organism in Eukaryota, Viridiplantae, Streptophyta, Magnoliopsida, Proteales, Proteaceae. The annotation marks the transcript as partial.